Molecule: messenger RNA, 4392 nt
Organism: Symbiodinium sp. CCMP2456
Lineage: Eukaryota; Dinophyceae; Suessiales; Symbiodiniaceae
Source: the annotation of a GenBank genome assembly
AUGCUUGGUGGCUUGUAUCGCUGGACAAUCUGGGUGAUUUUGCUGGCGAGCAGUGCCGAGAUCUUUUACCACGGAGACAGCACAGCAUCGACGUUACAGCACGCGUGCACUGUGCUGGAGUCACAUCACAGCAAAAGCGUGCUACCAGAACAAGUUCGUCGACGACUGACUGCAAGGACGGUCAAGAAGGAUGCCAACUUCUGCCCAGGGUGUGGGCAGAGCUGGCAGAAAGCAGCCAACACGGCCCGAGAGCCCUACACGGCCGCAGUGGUGGGACCACCGUGGCGCGAUACAUGGGACAACUGGGAUGCCACGCAAAGGUCGCCCAGGAGAAAGCCUUCAGCCUCACCUCGGCGAAAGGGUCGGGGCAAGGGCAAGGACAACGGAAAGACCAAAGGGGCCGGCAAGCAGCAGACGAAGACCAAAGAGGAGCAGACUUGGGUCGCACCCACAGUGGACGACCUACCUGCCCCACCGGCGCCUCCCACUAUCGCAGGGCCCAAGAGGCCUUCGGCGGAUGCUGGAGCGCAGCCCGAGAAAAGCCAGCUCGAUACAUUGGUGCGGUUGUUGGCUGGCUCCUCAGCUGCCCUCCCCGAGGCAGCCCAGCAGAUCCUAGCGGAGGUGCAGCAGAACAGCGCACAGGCGGCCACUCGUGGACUACACCGGGCGGUCGCAGAUCAAGCCAAGGCUCGAGCAGCCCUGGCGAAGGUGCAGAACAGCCGCGCCAGCUACCUUCAGGCGUGGUCCGAGUAUAUGUCGCGCCUCACUGGACUUGUCGAAAAGCAGGUCCAGGAACAAGGACGCAUCAUGGAGGAGCUGGACGCGGCGGAAAUACAGUGGACCGGAGCGGAGAGGCAUGCCACACAGCAGCUUGCCAAGCUCGCGGCCACCGGAGAGAAGGAAGCAGAAGAGGAGGACAACAACUCCGAGGAGAUGGUGGACAGUGCCAUCGAGCAGGAGGCAAAGCUGAAGGCAGCCUCUUCAGAACGACAAGCGGCAACCACCAAGGUCCUGAGUGUCUUGACCACCCUCAGCCAGACAGCGGCAGAGCAGGCGCAGGAGCAUGCCCGCGAAGGCUCGAGGACACCACGGAGGGUACCUCACUUCGACCUCACCAAGGAGGAGCUCCCAGACGAGGCACCGCAAGAGGAUGGGGUUGGCAACAAGCCCAGAGGCUCGUUCAUAAGCCGACAGGUUAUGUGCGAGCCGAACAGCGAGCUGUGUGAUGGAAAGCACAGCAUCCAAUCUGACUGGAGUUAUGUGGGACCAUAUGCCAGUCAGUUCUUGGGUAUGAUGGACCGACUUCAGGUCCAGAUGACGGACAUUGGGCUUCCUGGUCACACAGUGUGGGAUGACCCGAGGAUCCAAGGCCAUGCCUUUCCGGUUUCAUCGGCAUAUGACAGAGCCGUUCAGCAGGUCCGAGCAGACCUGCGUGCAGAGCAUCCUCCUCUGGCUUCCGUGAAUGAGGGCUUUUCACGUAAGCGACAGGUCGGUUUUCUUGGCACCUUGGAUGUGGGCAGUUUCAGGGGAUACGGCCCAGUAGGUGCCAUCAGGUGGCGCAACCACCUUACGAGGCAGCUCCUUGCACAGGUCUACCUUCCAGUGCAGGCCACCUUGCAUCUGUUGUCCUCGCCCUGUGCUGACGGCACCUGCCGCUCACAGGCCUCGCCACAACUGCCUUGCACUCAGGCCCCCACUCCAGGGCCGCUCAGCUCCUUAGCCACCAGUGAGCGGGAGGUUGCAACCCAAGGUGUCGCACCGGUGCUGGUGCCGGACAUACCGCCAGGCCUGCUGGGGAAACUUAGGCCUGAAGGUAUUGCACUGGGCCGCACUGCACCUCCCUUUCGUGAUGCCCAGGUGUCCCAUGGCAGUCCUCCGCUGCCCAAGGUGAAAGGCCCUCAGGUCAAGUUCGCAUCUGAUAUGGCAAAGCUUCAGAUACCGGGAGUUCUCAACAUGACGUUGCCCUCGCGAUUUGUCGGGGCCGGACCUCUUAGUGAAUGGGGCCCGAAGCUGGCUACGCGGCAUGCGGCUGGAACCAUGCCUAGUGAAAUCUCAUACAUGAGAGCUACCCACGUCCGUGUUCUCCCCUCCGACCUAGAUGGGCCUGCCCUCUACCUGCCUAUGGCUAGAAUGGUGGCUACCUUAAGGCCAGAAGUUGAUGACUCAGGCAGGGGGCGGUACACUGUUUUUGAGCCAGGGCAGCGGCCAAGGGUGCGCACAUGCGGUGAUGAUUGGCGCCUCAGCGACUUUGCGGCGGAUGCUGCAGGAUCAUCCACACAAACCGUGCGCACGCUCCAAUUUGUGACAAAUCCCAUAGGCGGCUUACCGCGCCCGCAAGUGACGCUGACGCCGGUCAGUGCUCCUCUACAGGCUCUCGCGGUGCCCUUUGAUCUUCGGGACUUGGCCCUUAAUGUGGUGACUGCGGUUAUCACAAACCAAGCGCUCAUGGAUGAUCUGCCUGGCCUCUUGGCGGCUGGAGCGCCCAUUCCGCGGCUUGUCACCUUUCCACAGGGCCCGCCACGUGCCAUCCGCGACUCUGCAGGGCGUCGACAUGCGCACUUCAGGGUGCCUCUUGUAGAUUUGGAGUGGGCUGUGGUGCUUUUUGAUGAACCUGAUGCCGACCCAGCAGUGCGACCCGAGCAGCAUUUCGAUGCAUUGUGUGCCCUGAGGGAGGAUGCUCCCUCGUUGCUUGGACGGGCCCGACACCUGCAGCCCACUUUCCACCCUCCCGCUUUCGAGUGUCGGCCCACUUACAUCUUCGAGGACGGCUGUGCCAUUCGUGACUCCCUCCAGUUCUCGCUUGUGCGAGGGAACGGUCCGUAUGGACAACAGCGUUUUCAGUACACCCUGUUUGCAUGGCACAGCAGGCCCAAAAAGCUGUUGGCGGACCCGGAAUGGACGCUUACUGAUUUGGCAGUUUUUGCUGAAGCAUCGCAUGAUGAAUCGUUGCGUGUCAUGCACGCCCUCCAAUGCCCCAUGCCUGGUAUAGCCACCCCACAGCUGGUUGCGACUUCUCUGGACGUUGUUGAUCCGUGGAGGAUCAUUCCGGUGGACCUGAGGCCCAUUGGAGGUGAUAUCUUCUGUCCGCCCGUCGGGCCCGACAUGCCGGUUGAUGAAGUCUUUGCGCGCAUUCGGCCUUUCGUCACCACCAAUGUCGCAGUACAGCUGAGGGUAGAGGGUCAGGGUACAGUCUACCUGCAAGACCAGGCCGGCUUAGUCUAUGAUGUUCUUCCGGACACACUCGAAACCAUCGAGUGGCUGGCUGUUCGUCCAUUCCUGCGGGACGAUGCUGCUACUGCCACUACGGGGACGACAGCUACUACAACUGGGGUUGCUACGAGCACAACUAGGGUGUUAUUAGCUCUGGUGGCGGGCACCCAGACGCUCCGCACUCUCCCUGUUGAAAUUGAUGCCCUGGAUUCUACUGUUGCCCUUACCAGGCUCAUCAGUGCCGUGGCCCGUAGUCGAGCUCUCCCUAAUUUGGGUUUUGUGCAACAACUUGCCGCCUAUCCUGCACAGGGCCCUGAUGGAGUGCUCUCAGUCCCCUUCGUCCUUGCUUCCGGGCGGCCUGGGUUCGUUGCCAUCGUGAUUGAUAUCACCACUCAGGGCCAGGGCCUGUAUUCGGUUGAAGUACCUGACAGCACCUGGGCUGAGGAGCUUCUCAAGCCCAACCAAGUGGCACGAGGCCUGACUUACUUGGUUAACGGGGUUCCCAUGCAAGGACUUCGACGAGCACUCCGGCCUGGAGACUAUCUUCAGUUGGUCCCCAAUACGUGCCGAGGUUCCUUGACCAUUUCACCGGCGACCGUCUGGAUGCGGCGGAUCAGACAGUUGCGUUUAUGGGCUCUGCCUCUGGCCUUUCCGCCUCUUACGCACGGUCAUGGUGGUAUGGCGGCUGAUCUGGCUGAGCAUGCGGCACGAGCCUUUUUGCGAUACUACAAGGAGGUAGAGGCAGGGCGGCUUCUUACCUUCGGCACUUUCGGCCCUGGCAAAGUUGCCAUCUGGGUCCUAUGUGCCUGGAAUCCUCCGUUGCUCUUUGCAGUUUCUUGCCCAGUGUCGCCUACUCUCCAGGAGUCUGAGCCAGCUUUGCGCUCCUCGGGGGCCAUAGCGGAAGGGGCUAUUCUAGUAGCCGGUGAACGCCCCAUAAGCCUUGUCGACUCCGUUGUGGUCCAGGUUGAUGCCGCAGAUUCAUACCGCACUCUGCUGCUUCCUGUCCCUGGUGACCCUGAAUUCUUUAUUCCUACGGCAAUCAAUCCGAGUGUCCCCAUCGAGCCUGCACUUCAUAUCCUCCCGCGCCUACCCUACACAGCCGUGUAUCCGCCUAUGGAGGUGAAGGAUGGUGCUGUUUUUCGCGUGAGGGUUCCGGCCGGUGCUGUCUCGGACCGGGCAAGA